GCCGCGCCCCGCCCGCCGCCAACCAGUGGCCCGGCGCCUCGGGUUCGGCCCCGCCCUGCCCCUCUGAUUCGUUGCGGGGUCGCCCAAUCAGAACCCUACCAACCGGCCUGCGUUUCCGCCGAGCGGACCGGAAGCUGGGGCAGCUCCACUGGGUUGGCGGGGUCGCCGUGGCUGCUGACGGGUUCUGGCGCCGGUGCCGUCCCGCGUCUUCCCGGCCAGAGGAGUGCGCUGGACGAGGGGACGCAGAGUGCUGGCCCGGCGAUGCCUGAAAUCAGAGUCACCCCCUUGGGGGCUGGCCAGGAUGUGGGCCGCAGCUGUAUCUUGGUCUCCAUCGCGGGCAAGAAUGUCAUGUUGGACUGUGGCAUGCACAUGGGCUUCAAUGAUGACAGGCGCUUUCCUGACUUUUCCUAUAUUACCCAGAACGGCCGGCUGACCGACUUCUUGGACUGUGUGAUCAUCAGCCACUUCCACCUGGACCACUGUGGGGCGCUCCCCUACUUCAGUGAGAUGGUGGGCUACGACGGGCCCAUAUACAUGACCCACCCCACCCAGGCCAUCUGCCCCAUCCUGCUGGAGGACUACCGCAAGAUCGCUGUGGACAAGAAGGGCGAGGCCAACUUCUUCACUUCCCAGAUGAUCAAAGACUGCAUGAAGAAGGUGGUGGCUGUCCACCUGCACCAGACAGUCCAGGUGGAUGAUGAGCUGGAAAUCAAGGCGUACUAUGCAGGCCAUGUGCUGGGGGCUGCCAUGUUCCAGAUUAAAGUGGGCUCAGAGUCUGUGGUCUACACGGGUGAUUAUAACAUGACCCCAGACAGGCACUUGGGAGCUGCUUGGAUUGAUAAGUGUCGCCCCAACCUGCUCAUCACGGAGUCUACCUAUGCCACAACCAUCCGUGACUCCAAGCGCUGCCGGGAGCGAGACUUCCUGAAGAAAGUCCAUGAGACUGUGGAGCGUGGUGGGAAGGUUCUGAUCCCUGUGUUUGCACUGGGCCGUGCACAGGAGCUCUGCAUCCUGCUGGAGACCUUCUGGGAGCGCAUGAACCUGAAGGUGCCCAUCUACUUCUCCACGGGCCUGACGGAGAAGGCCAACCACUACUACAAACUCUUCAUCACCUGGACCAACCAGAAGAUCCGGAAGACGUUUGUCCAGAGGAACAUGUUUGAGUUUAAGCACAUCAAAGCCUUUGACCGGGCAUUUGCUGACAAUCCAGGACCUAUGGUUGUGUUUGCCACACCAGGGAUGCUGCAUGCGGGCCAGUCCCUGCAGAUCUUCCGGAAAUGGGCAGGAAAUGAGAAGAACAUGGUCAUCAUGCCUGGCUACUGUGUGCAGGGCACUGUGGGCCACAAGAUCCUCAGUGGGCAGCGCAAGCUGGAGAUGGAGGGGCGACAGGUGCUGGAGGUUAAGAUGCAGGUGGAGUACAUGUCGUUCAGUGCCCACGCCGAUGCCAAGGGCAUCAUGCAGCUGGUGGGGCAGGCAGAGCCAGAGAGUGUGCUGCUGGUACAUGGCGAAGCCAAGAAGAUGGAGUUCCUGCGGCAGAAGAUCGAGCAGGAAUUCCGGGUCAGCUGCUACAUGCCAGCCAACGGCGAGACAGUGACGCUGCCCACAAGUCCCAGCAUUCCUGUGGGCAUCUCCCUGGGGCUGCUGAAGCGGGAGAUGGCGCAGGGGCUGCUUUCUGAGGCCAAAAAGCCACGGCUCUUGCAUGGCACCCUGAUCAUGAAGGACAGUAACUUCCGGCUCGUGUCCUCCGAGCAAGCCCUGAAGGAGCUGGGCCUGGCUGAGCACCAGCUGCGCUUCACCUGCCGUGUGCACCUGCAGGACACACGCAAGGAGCAGGAGAUGGCCCUGCGUGUCUACAGCCACCUCAAGAGCACCCUGAAGGACCACUGCGUGCAGCACCUCCCUGAUGGCUCUGUGACUGUGGAGUCCAUACUCAUCCAGGCUGCUGCCCACUCGGAGGACCCAGGCACCAAGGUGCUGCUGGUCUCCUGGACUUACCAGGAUGAAGAGCUAGGGAGCUUCCUCACUGCAUUGCUCAAGAAGGGUCUCCCCCAGACCCCUAGCUGACACGCUGCUCACUCAGGCCUGUGCCGUUGCUCUGCAACUGUGCCCAGCAGGACCUGGGCCCCAACCUUAGGACUGUGGCAUCUGUGCCACCAAACCCGUGGCUGGGCCACAGACCCUCUCCAGGGACAAGGACAGCCCCAUGACAGGCCAGCCCAAGCAUAACUUUGGCAGAGCAAUAAAGAGGCCUCUGGGGCCACCUCACAUUUUA
Molecule: messenger RNA, 2272 nt
Organism: Chinchilla lanigera (long-tailed chinchilla)
Lineage: Eukaryota; Metazoa; Chordata; Mammalia; Rodentia; Chinchillidae
Gene: Ints11
Product: cleavage and polyadenylation specific factor 3-like
Exons: 17
Coding region: 262-2064 (600 amino acids)
Biological process (GO): snRNA processing
Cellular component (GO): nucleus
Source: RefSeq, a predicted model, not a curated record